This is a messenger RNA of Oncorhynchus kisutch (coho salmon), 3141 nucleotides long. It is a transcript of the gene hcrtr2, whose product is annotated as hypocretin (orexin) receptor 2. Gene Ontology annotation, molecular function: orexin receptor activity. Gene Ontology annotation, cellular component: plasma membrane. Lineage: Eukaryota; Metazoa; Chordata; Actinopteri; Salmoniformes; Salmonidae. The coding region runs from base 759 to 2027 and encodes 422 amino acids. The record is from RefSeq and is a predicted model, not a curated record. The transcript has 7 exons. Gene Ontology annotation, biological process: feeding behavior; circadian sleep/wake cycle process; G protein-coupled receptor signaling pathway.
GGUUGGGACAAAAAUCCUCCAUUAUCUGUGGUGCUUUGGGAACAGGGUGAUCUACCCCUGCACUAUAUUCAUAUUGGUUUAUAAACAAAUGUGAUAGACAUCCCUGUCAGAGUGGUUAAUUGUCCACUUCUGCUUCCUGGUGACUUUUUAUAACUUUUUCCCAAGACAAAGAUCUGACUUCAACUCUGGUCUUACUUUGCUUCAAUAAGGUAACGAUCAGGACCCUCCGCUAAGACCUUUUUCAGUUGAUUGUUACACAUUUGUAUAUCACAUCUUUCUAUUAAAAAUAAUGUUAUUUGAUGAAGUUAUCAAAUCUGGUCUCCUCGAUUCCUCAUGCAACCAUUUGUGUUUUAUGACAGGGCUUCUGAUAUUUGUGUUUUAUGACAGGGCUUCUGAUAUUUGUGUUUUAUGAUAGGGCUUCUGAUAUUUGUGUUUUAUGACAGGGCUUCUGAUAUUUGUGUUUUAUGAUAGGGCUUCUGAUAUUUGUGUUUUAUGAUAGGGCUUCUGAUAUUUGUGGAAUUAACCCUCCCCCUAUUUUUUUGUCAACAAGGAAUUUUCUUAUUGGUUUCUUGCCUUGCGUGCUCCUUGCCUUGCAUGAUCCCUGCUUUGGAGAGAUGGUCACGUUGACGAUGCCAAAGCGAUUCAGAUCUGGUGCAUAGCCAUUCUAUUAGCAGACGUUAAAUCUGGUAGUCUGUUGCUCGUUCCAGGCGCGCUGAAUGGACACUAAAAAGACCGUAAACACUUUCAACUAUUGAAGGAUGUCGGGGAUCACAGUGAAUUCGGAUUGUGGAGAAUGUUCACCCCCUUCGCAUGAGCCUUGCACCACGGAAUUACACCCAUACUCUAGCAUCGAUGACGAUGAUGAACUUCUGAAGUAUAUCUGGAGGGAAUAUUUGCAUCCUAAGCAAUAUGAAUGGGUUCUUAUUGUAGGAUACAUAAUUGUUUUUUUUGUUUCUCUCAUUGGAAACACACUAGUUUGUUUUGCAGUGUGGAAAAACCAUCACAUGCGCACAGUGACCAACUGUUUCAUUGUGAAUCUCUCCUUUGCUGAUGUCCUGGUCACCAUCACCUGUCUCCCGGCAAGUCUUGUGGUAGACAUUACAGAAACAUGGUUCUUUGGAAACACUCUUUGUAAAAUACUGCCUUACUUACAGACAAUCUCCGUAUCUGUGUCAGUCUUGACUCUGAGCUGCAUUGCUCUCGACCGCUGGUACGCAAUCUGCCACCCGCUGAUGUUCAAAAGCACGGCCAGGCGCGCCCGCAAGAGUAUCCUCCUCAUCUGGGGGGUUUCCUGUGUCAUCAUGAUCCCCCAGGCCAUCGUGAUGGAGUGCAGCAGCCUGCUCCCUGAGCUCACCAACAAAACCAGCCUUUUCACUGUGUGUGAAGAGCGCUGGGGAGCUGAUGUCUACCCCAAGGUGUAUCACACCUGUUUCUUCAUCGUCACAUACUUCGCUCCCCUCUGUCUGAUGGUUCUGGCAUACAUACAGAUAUGUCAUAAACUGUGGUGUCAACAGAUUCCUGGGACGUCAUCUGUGCUACAGAGGAAGCGGACGCCCCUCCAGGGUUCCACUUAUUCUCCAGGUCCUGGGGAGUCAGCCAGGGUCCGGACCAGCACAGUGUCCGCUGAGAUCAAACAGGUCCGGGCCCGCAGGAAGACAGCCCGCAUGCUGAUGGUGGUCCUCUUUGUCUUUGCCCUCUGCUACCUGCCCAUCAGCGUACUCAACAUCAUGAAAAGAGUGUUUGGGACGUUUAAGUACACAAACAGCAGAGAGACUGUAUACGCCUGGUUCACGUUCUCACAUUGGCUGAUAUAUGCCAACAGUGCUGCAAAUCCAAUCAUCUAUAACUUUUUAAGUGGGAAGUUUCGAGCGGAAUUCAAAGCAGCAUUUUCCUGUCGCUCUUUUGGCCGAUGUCAGAACCAAACAGAGGGCAUAAGGAGAAGAAUAAACACCGACAGCCGUAAAUCCUUGUCCACUCAAGUCAACAACAUGGACAAUGUCUCACGGAUAUCUGACCAUGUGGUUUAAUCCUAUACUGGGGCAUGCUGGGAGAUCUUAUAAUUGCACCAUGCCACCCAGGACACACUGGCAUUCACUGUCUCCAUGAUACAAAGGUCACGAAUAGAACACAUUGUAAACGUCAAGCUUUUAAUAACAGACAUCUUGAAUAGACCACAUACUCUGAAUGGACUGAAAGCACUCAAUAUCCACCAACCUGUGUGACAGCAAAUCCCUCCCCUGCUGGAACUUCUACCCAGGGGAAGAGAAGUGAUUUGAAUGAGUCGUGUCUGUUACAGAUGGAUAACCGUUCUAUUGGCUCCAGUCUUUGGUUCUCAUCCCACCAGAGGCAGGAAUUAGCACCCCAUGGUGUUGUACACCUCACCAGAAAGGACAGACUGAAGGAUGAAUCACAAUGCAAAGAUUAAACCCUAUCAACAUUUAUUAUCAAAGCUUCUUAAAUCUGAAGAUGGAUUACAAAAUAACAAUUUGUUUGUUAAUUAGCCACAAUAGUGUACUACGUGUGUAUUUGUGGUGAUGUUUACUUAUGUCUUAUGAUGACUACUUAUCAUAAUAAUAAUAAUAAUAAUUAUUGCUAUUAUUAAUAUUUGUAUUAUUGUUGUUGUUGAUGCUGUUGUUUGUUUAUUUAUUUAUUGUUAUUGUUAUUACCUUCCUAUUCUAUGUGUAAUAUCAGUUUAUAUGUUUACAGAUACGGUAUUGUACAUUAACAAUCCAGCCAAAGUUCGAAAAUCUCCACGGAUGAAUCCAUCUACAGAGGUUUUCAUGACAAGGUGGAAGGUUAAAUUCUCACAACCUUACAUCAUAAAGACGGCUUUGUUUCUAAUUCAUUGCUGGAUCAACCAACAAGCAAUCAGAAUGAAAUAACCCUACAAGACAUUGAAUUCUGAUUUUAAAAAAUGAACAACGUCUUAUUUGAUGUGAACCCUUGAAAAGCAGUUUCUACAAUCGCUUUUGUUUGUUUUGAUUUCUUCUCCAGUGUUUGUUGUGAUGAUUUCUUAUUGGUGUUUCUUAUUAUUUCAUGUACUUUUUAAAAAGUAUGUUAAGCAGUUUCCCCUAAAAAUGUAUCUGUUCAUGUAAGUGAUUGUUGUUUUUGAUCUGUUUGAAUGUAAACAUUUUAAACAUU